AUGGCGGUCAACUUUAGUGAAAUUCCCAUGGUCGACUACGCGUUGUCUAAGUCCCCAGACACCAUACCACAGUUUUCAGCACAGCUUCGGGAUGCACUCGUCAAGGUGGGAUUUUUCUAUCUCGUAAACCAUCCAAUUCCACCAUCCUUGCAAUGGGACUUGAAAGACCAGUCACGGCAGCUGUUCGAGCUUUCAUCGGAGAAGAAGAACAAAAUCGGGAUGAAGAUAAAUAAACACUUUGUGGGUUACGUGGGGAUGGACGAGUCCACAACUUCCAAUCAUAAGGAUCAUCGAGAAUCAUAUACACUCGGUUAUGAAUGCUCUCCUCCCGGCCCCGAUGAGCCGCAGUAUCGCAACCUGCGAGGGCCUAAUGCGUGGCCUGAUAAGGAGGAUCUUCCGGAUUUCCGGCACACCAUGGAACGCUACAUGGCAGAAGUGAAAAGCUUGGCCGACGAGUUCAAACUGAUGGUCGCCCAGGCGCUGGAUCUGGAGACUACUGAGUUGCUCCAGCUAUUUGACGACAAGCCGUUCGAUCGACUGAUGCUGGCCAAGUACGUCCCGCCCCCAUCAACCUCGGCUGAUCACGCCGCAAAAUGCAGCGAAGCGAAAGAGAUACAGGGCAAAGGCGCCCACAAGGAUGCCAGCUGGCUGACAUUCCUCCUUCCUGGGUCACCACAUGGGGGCCUGGAGGCCAUGAACGCGGCUGGUGACUGGAUUCCGGUGCCUCCCAGGCCGGGCGCUAUGAUCAUCAAUGUAGGAUUGCAGCUGGAGGCCAUGACGGAUGGGGUUUGCAGUGCUGCAUUCCACCGGGUAGUGACUCGACCGCGGGACUUCCUCGAUCACAACGGUAAUGAUCUCGGGCCUCGAUUUUCAUUUGCUCUGUUUCAUAAUAUCAGUCUCGAACUGAGAAAGGAAAAAUGCCUGAACAUUCCCCCGCACAUUGCUGCCCUGGUCACGAAUGACGAGGUGAGGCGGAAUGCACAAAUUUUUCUACGUCGUCUGUUUCAGCGGGGAUGUCCUGGAGAGGGGAUCUUUGCGACCCGUUUGAAGGUGCAUCAACAAGUGACGGAGAAGUGGUAUCCAGACCGUCUCGCCGAGGCACAGGAGCCAGUUGUAGGGCCAGUGUCCAGCUCUCGGUGA
Messenger RNA from Penicillium arizonense, 1140 nucleotides. RefSeq lists its product as uncharacterized. Gene Ontology annotation, molecular function: dioxygenase activity. Lineage: Eukaryota; Fungi; Ascomycota; Eurotiomycetes; Eurotiales; Aspergillaceae. The record is from RefSeq and is a predicted model, not a curated record. The transcript has 3 exons. The coding region runs from base 1 to 1140 and encodes 379 amino acids.